This is a messenger RNA of Schistosoma turkestanicum, 571 nucleotides long. The record is from the annotation of a GenBank genome assembly. Lineage: Eukaryota; Metazoa; Platyhelminthes; Trematoda; Strigeidida; Schistosomatidae.
AUGCGUUUGAAAUUAUACCUCCCACAAUUAGAAUACAUUCCACAUUACCUGGCUAAUAAUAAUCACAUUCUAAUAUUACAUUCAAUGGAUCUACACACCUUACAAAACAGCUUAUUUGAACAACGCAAAUAUACAUUUCGAUUUACAAUGGAUUACUUAAAAUGGUUUAAUUGUCUCAUUUUAUUAUCAGUUAUAGUUUCCACAAUAAAUCCACUUGAUAACAUCCCCGAUUCCGUUUAUCCGGAUGACAUAUUAAACGAAGAACCAGAAAAUAUGGAAAACUUUUAUCGACAGGAUCGUUCUACAUUAUUUCCACGAGUUGGAAGAUCACAUACAGGCAGAUUAAACAGAUUGAGACGAAUCCUAACGAAGAAUUCGAAUUUCGCUGUUGAUUCACGGGAACGAGCUGUUCGUAGUAUGCACUACGGAGAGUAAACGGAUCAUUUAACUUAAUCAAUGCAUUGUAUGCUAAUCUCAUUGUUAGCAUAAUGAUAAUUAUAACAAGUAAUAUGAAUGAAUAUGUGAACGUUUUCAAAGUAUGAGUAAUAAUAAACUAUUGCUUUGAAGUGUG